UACCGUCCCGUGUUCCAAGUACACGCUAUAGCCAACUUGUGUUUUUCGUUUGCACCUCAUACCUCGAACCAGACCUACGUUGUUAUGCGCACUUUUAAUCGACCAUAGUAGGAGAAAAAGGAAAAAAAUUAAUCAUAUAGACAAAAAGCAAACAAAAAGUUAGGUACCAAAAUGUACGACAGGUAACCGGAUGCAAUUAUCCCUGUAGAAGUCAUGUUCGAGAUGAACGGCUUUGUGUUCGUGAAUGUCCAUUUCGCCUGUUUAAUGUUUAUGUUGAGUUGUUUUACUUCAUCAAGUCCCCAGCUUGUCAUCAAUAUAAAAAAUCAGGGCGGAGAUGUUCUGCAGGAAGUCUUAGCUUCAAAUGUUAGUGAAGAUGUUGUGGAACUAGAAUACCAAAGAGCAGAUGGAACUAUAGUCACACAGCUACUAGAUUUUCGGAGGGAGGUGCAAAUCUACCGCCUCCUGAUUCUAGCUGAGGAGGAACAGCUAUUCAUGAAGGGUUUACAGCCCCCGUAUUACCAGGCUGUUUGUUUUGCAUCCAAAUUAUCUAAACAGGACUUUAUUGCUGCAGAUGCAAUUGCCAAACUUCGGCAGAAAAACCCACACACAGUAAGGUACCCAGAGGAGGAUAAUGGUCAUGAAAAUGCCACAUUUGAAUACAGUUUGGAUAUCUCAAGGUCUAAGGUUAUAUCUAACCAUAUUCAACCUUUAUGUGUAGAAGCAAAAACAAUCUAUGUUCAGGAGGCAGAUUUGAAAGUAUGGGCUGCUAUUGGUAAUCCCAAUGAAGCUAUCAUGGUUCUCGACGCUGCACAGCACAUGGUACGGCCAGCCAGCCGAUGCAAAGAUGUUUCUAUUACAAACACAAACUCGAGCUCAAUGUCUUGCCAAUGCCGUUUGAAUUUUUGUGUCCCAUGGUACCCAUGUGGUCUAAAAUUCUGUCGCGGACACGAUCAGCAAACCGGAAAGGCUCUUAGCUAUCGAUGUGGCAUCAAGACAUGUAAAAAGUGCCUCAAUUACGCGUUUCCUGUGAAGAAUUUACAAUUCUGCCCGUGGGACGAUUAUUAAAACUAGCGCCAAAUCGUUUUUAUACGAGAAAAUUCAAGUAUUGAACAAAGUGCCUCGUGAAGCUUUAAUUAUUUUAAAGAUAGAAUCAGGUGACAGCCAAUUGCGCGUGUUCCAGUCUUCCAGCACUGUGUCGUGGAUGCACAUCGGUCCUUGACGGGUAUAUCUUUCUGUCAACCUUAUAAUUUACUGAUUAAUCCUGCUUCGUUGCUUUCGUAUGUACCACUUAUAAUUUAAAAGGCAAUUUUACAAAAAUAAUAAUAAUAAAAUUCAAUUCAACUCA
Messenger RNA from Daphnia magna, 1345 nucleotides. RefSeq names its product out at first protein (gene oaf). The transcript has 7 exons. NCBI's taxonomy places the organism in Eukaryota, Metazoa, Arthropoda, Branchiopoda, Diplostraca, Daphniidae. Bases 214 to 1065 code for a protein of 283 amino acids. The record is from RefSeq and is a predicted model, not a curated record.